Molecule: messenger RNA, 1851 nt
Organism: Acipenser ruthenus (sterlet)
Lineage: Eukaryota; Metazoa; Chordata; Actinopteri; Acipenseriformes; Acipenseridae
Product: progestin and adipoQ receptor family member 4-like
Exons: 4
Coding region: 351-1187 (278 amino acids)
Cellular component (GO): membrane
Molecular function (GO): signaling receptor activity
Source: RefSeq, a predicted model, not a curated record
ACCCCCAGCAUCAUCAUCUACAGCCGUGCAACCCGGGGCACCGACACUAUACCCCUCCUCUCUCUCUCAUUUAUUUAUUUAUCUAUUUAUUUAUUUUAAUAAAGAGCUAGCCUAGCCAAACCCCGUAGCCGGCCCCUCCUUUCUUCCUGCCUUUUUUUUUCUCCUCCUUUUCAUUCAGUCAGCGAGGGGAGCCGAGAUGAGAGGAGACGGCGCGGCGGUAAGGACGAGCAUUUUAGUUUUUUACAUAUCGGACGAUGAAAGAAAGGACAGUUUAGCCGCCCGUGGUUUCUAAGAAAAAACUAACCCGAAUUUGAGAAGCAAAUCGCGGCUUUUACGCACGGAGCGAGCGAAUGAAUGGAGUCUGUCCCUCGAUGGCUUUCCUGAACGGACCCCGUUUGCUGGACUUGGCGAGCUCGCCUCGUCACCUCCAGUUCAACAGAUACGUCCUCACCGGUUACCGGCCGGUGUCUUCGGUCAACGAGUGUGUCAAAAGCCUCUUCUACCUUCACAACGAACUGGGGAACAUCUACACACACGGUAUCCCUCUGCUGUGCUUCCUGUUCCUGCUGCCUCUCAGUAUCCCGUGGGCUCAGAUCAGUGCCACCUGGCUGGGGAUUGUCCACUUCCUGGCCUGCCUGUCCCCUCAGCUGGGCUCAGUGCUCUACCACCUGUUCAUGAACCACGAGGGGGGUGCGCCCGUCUACCGCACCCUGCUCACCCUGGACAUGUGCGGGAUCUGCAUGGUCAACACGCUGGGAGCCCUCCCCAUCGUGUACACCACUCUCCUGUGCUACCCCUCCACCCGCACCGUGGCUCUGCUCUCCUACACCCUGCUCUCCUCCUACGCCAUCUACUGCGCCGUGUCUGCGACCAGCCGCUUCCGACGGCUGCAGUCCUUCGCCUGGCAGGCCCUGUUCCGGUUCCUGCUCUUCUACGCUCGCUGGGCGGGGCUGGGGGCCGGGAGCCCCACCGCCCUGCGCCACUUCCUCACCACGGACCUCCUGGCCCUCCUGGGGGGCCUCAUCAACAUCACGAGGGUCCCCGAGCGCUGGCGGCCAGGUUGCUUCGACUACUGGUGCAACAGCCACCAGAUCAUGCACGUGCUGGUGGUGGGGUCUAUACUGUACCUGCACUGGGGGGUCCUGGAUGAUUUGCUGUGGAUUAGUAGCUACCGCUGCCCCCCCUGACUCUGAGAGAGACCAGGACACCCCUCCACCCCCCCCCCCCCCUCCACCUCUCACACUUCUCUACCUCCCUCCCUGCCUCCUCAUCCGUUUGUUUCUCCCUCUGUCGUGUCUUCUAAAACCAACCCGACCCCGACAGCAUUUCAGGGCAUUCCUAGUGAUUGUAGACAACACAGACACUAGCACACACACACACUAACUCGCACUGAAACACACACACAGACACUAGCGCACACACACACACUAACUCGCACUGAAGCACACACACAGACACUAGCACACACACACACACUAACUCGCACUGAAGCACACAGACACUAGCACACACACACACACUAACUCGCACUGAAGCACACAGACACAGACACUAGCACACAGACACACUAACUCACAGUAACACACACACACAGACACUAGCACACACACACACUAACUCGCACUGAAACACACACACAGACACUAGCACACACACACACACUAACUCGCACUGAAACACACACACAGACACUAGCACACAGACACACUAACUCACACUGGCUCGCAGACACACACACUGACGUUAACUCACACAGACACUCACACUAACUCACAGUAACACACACACACACAGACACUAGCACACACACACACACACACACUAACUCGCACUGAAACACACACACAUACA